This is a messenger RNA of Durotheca rogersii, 1787 nucleotides long. RefSeq lists its product as uncharacterized. The record is from RefSeq and is a predicted model, not a curated record. Gene Ontology annotation, cellular component: SAM complex. Gene Ontology annotation, biological process: mitochondrion organization. The coding region runs from base 392 to 1300 and encodes 302 amino acids. The transcript is spliced from 2 exons. Lineage: Eukaryota; Fungi; Ascomycota; Sordariomycetes; Xylariales; Xylariaceae.
GAUAUAUCUGUCCUGGUAGGUACUUGGGGAAAUACAGGUAAGUAGGUGCCGGUGUAUUUACGUCAUUAAAUCGACCCCUCCAUCACGUAAUAGGAGCCGCUUAUCUAAGACACGCCUCGAAACCCCACCGGCUGCCAGUUUAUUCCUAGCCUCAUGUACCGUGCAUAUAGUUACGUGCCUGUAGGUACAGGUCGCCUAGCAAACUUAGGAGGUACUCGGGUACAAAACUAAGUUCCCUGGACCGGUGGUCAACCGCAUCGUGAGGGUGUUCCGUAAGGUCUUCGGUGUAUCCUUCGGGGAAAAAAAUGGCGAUACGACAAAAACGCAGGCUCUACGACCCUCCCUAUUGAUAAUCGACCUCGUCAAAAUCCACGCCGAGUCCGUACGUACCAUGUCUUCGGCGGCGUCGCAUGCGACGAGUUCGAGACCACCCGCGUCUGGCGCAUUCGGCUGGUUGCCGAUACCAGCGCCAUUGGCCCGACUCUUCAAGAGAUUUCCACUCCUAACCUACCCGCCUAAUCAGCUCCCGGCGCGCUGCCCCAGUCCCCGAAAUGUCGCUACUCUGUAUGUUUUCCUAUCAGACCGCGACGCCUUGGACGGCCUGCCGAGCUACAACCCGUCCUGUCUGAGAUGGCAAACGUUCUUGAAGCUCGCUGGAGUCGAGUUCCGAGUGGUAUCCUCGAACAAUCACGCCUCGCCCACUGGCGCAUUGCCCUUCCUCCUUCCCCCUCUAGAUCCCGGAAACGCCGCUGCUCACCCGCCCGUGCCCUCCAACAAGCUGGAACAGUACGCAGCGGAGAGAGGCGCCUCCAAGGUCCCGGACGUGCCCAACCCCAAGCUCGAAGCCUACGAGUCCCUCCUCGACUUCCGGAUACGGAAUGCCUGGCUCUACUCUCUAUACCUGUCCCGACCCAACGUCGACCUCCUAUCCCGCCUCUACAUCGCCCCAGUUUCGAAGUCCCGGGCUGUGAGGACGGCGGUGUUAUACCAAUUACGCCACGCGGCUGAAAACGAGAUAUUGAGGUCGAUGGGUGUGCCGGCCGUAGAUUCAAGGACCCUCUACGCGGGGGCGAGGGAGGCGUUCGAGGCCCUGUCGAUAGUUCUAGGCUUGGAGCACUGGUUCUUCGGAGCCUCGGGGCCGAGUCUGUUCGAUGCGACCGUGUUCUCCUACACACACCUCCUUCUCGACGACGGGCUCGCGUGGCAAGAUCGACGUCUCGUGGAAAUCGUGAAACAGUUUCCCAAUCUGGUCGCGCACCAAGGCAGAAUAUGGCAGAAAUUCUGGGGUACCACACGCUAGAACCCAAUAUCGACGCAUCGCUUCUUCCUGUCUAUGUUUAGCCGCAGCUCGAACUAUAUGCGAGUCGUAUGAGGUCGAGCCGAUUCGAAGGCGGCUCACCGGGUAUUGGGCGCUCCCCCCACGCACCCAUUCCGAGGAGAUUCGACAUCAUUAGAUAAUAUACCCACCACCCUCUCGCCGUAAGGAAAAUGCCUAUUAUACAUGAUAUAGUCGCAUUCAGGCAAAGUGCCACGAGGCGGAACGUGGCUUGUCCGAUGCCGAUGCGAACCUCUACCCGUCACACCCACAGUAUUCGCCCGAGGAAUUGCGCAUACGCGCCGUCAACCGCGGCCCAGCCGUGACUUGACGAUUCCGCCGAGCACUUAGGAGUCCAAUCCCUACGCCCCCGAGCGGAUAUUUACAUGCUAGACGUUCGCGAGGUCGCCUAAUAUCAGCUCACACCGGAGACUGAGAUUCGGAGAUGCACCAGCCUUGCGCCGCCGAGUAG